Messenger RNA from Neolamprologus brichardi, 1059 nucleotides. Lineage: Eukaryota; Metazoa; Chordata; Actinopteri; Cichliformes; Cichlidae. The record is from RefSeq and is a predicted model, not a curated record.
AGGCGCUACACAAGAGGAAGCAAGUCAAACCCAUUUUACCAGGAAAAUGACUCCGACCCGGAUUCUCCUCUGGCUGAUUUUAAACGCAGCUCCAGCGAUUCUUUGGUCAUGAUCGGACAAGAUGAUGGUCUGGACGACAGCAGGAAAGAUUGCGCCGCAUCUGUCGAGACCAACUACGGGUUGGAUCUGGAGGAUGUUUGCCACAGUCCAGUGGAUGACCAAACCAAGUUCCUGCUGAGUUCAGAAUCGGAGGAGCAGAGUAAUGGCUGCUCAGCAUCGCUCAGCACAGCAGAGAGGGACUCCAGUAUCAGCACGAUUCGUUCCUUGGAGAGAGAAGGCAGUUCCCCGUCUAUAAUCGCCAACAGAGGCCUUCUUAUGGGCGCAGAGCAGACUGGGGUAAUGAACCCUAAUGAGCUGAGUGUUGUCAGUACACUGCAGUGCUGUUCCUCUGUCCCCACGUUCAGUUUUGAGCCCCUCAGCAGCCCCGAGGGACCCGUCAUCAUCCAAAACCUCCGCAUCACUGGAACCAUCACGGCUAAGGAGCACCGAGGCACCGGCUCGCACCCCUACACACUUUACACCAUCAAAGACAUGCCGUUUGGAAACAUGGACAGUGAUAAGAUAGAAGCCAGGAAGGGCCUCCUGGAGACCUUUCUAAAGCAACUGUGCGCCAUCCCUGAAAUAGCCAACAGCGAGGAGAUGCAGGAAUUUCUCGCUCUCAACACAGACGCCAGGAUCGCCUUUGUCAAGAAACCUUUCAUCGUGUCACGCAUAGACAAGAUUGUGGUGAACGCCAUCGUCGACACCCUGAAGACGGCGUUUCCUCGCUCAGAGCCUCAGAGCCCCACAGAGGAUAAUGAGACUGAGGUGGAUGGAGGCAAAAUAGGUGCCGAUAAGAAGAGCAGAUCUCGUCUGAAGUUCUCCAGUAAAAACGUUCCCUGUAUGAACGGCUCAGACGUGAGACCUCCGGUUCUGUUCAGUAUGGAGGAGGCCAGCACAGUAAGCAGCUCGGGUGCACGCUUUUUAAAUGAUGCAAAAGCUUCUUUUGUGCCUUUAUGA